AUGUUUGGCAACCUCGACUUCAACCCCGAGAACGUUCCUCGCGUUAAGCUGGGCCUGCACAUUGUCCAGUUUGUUUUAUCCUUCGUUAUCUGGGCAUUGGAGAUUGCGGUGUUCAGAGCCAAAGAUGCCAAAAUUGUUGGAAACAAUGGCUGGACAUUCGGAGUGUGCUUCCUUUCCAUUCCUGCUUGGAUAUACCUGAUUAUGGCUCCGAGAUGGCCGAGGACCCGAAAGCUAGCGAACCCGUACGCUAUGGUUGCCGUCGAUGGUGUCUUCACCGUCAUCUGGCUUUCUGCUUUCGCCAGUCAAGCAGCUUACAACACCGCCAACCAGUGCGGUGAAGCGUGCAACCUCAGCAAGGCCAUUGUCGGUCUUGGCGUUUUCGUGACUGUCUUGUUUGGAGUCUCCACUUUCGUCAGUCUCUACACUCUGAAGCACUACCAGUUCCACGGCAGUCUUCCUGGCUACGACAAGCAGAAGAUCGCUGGCGACAACAUCGACCCCGACAAGGCUGCCUUUUCCAUGGCCCCCCAUGACGAGGAGGCUUACGCCCCCGUCAACAUGGACGACCACAACGACGACCACCCCUACGGCAGCAACGCCGGCACCGCCAGCAACAUGGGAAGCUACAACGACCGCUACGGAAGCAACAAUGCUUACGGAGGUGCCUCUUCUGCCUACGGCCCUGAGGACGAUGACCCGAACCGCUACGGCUCUCUCCCCUCGCGCCAGAACGCCGCCAUGUUCGACAGCGAGACCGACUACCACUCUCAGCCACCUGCAGCGGCGCCGACAACGAUGCCCUACACCGCCCCUGCCUAUGAUGAUGACAGGCCUGCGCAGUUUCCCGCUGCCAACUACGACCGUACCUUGAGGUAA
Molecule: messenger RNA, 876 nt
Organism: Colletotrichum truncatum
Lineage: Eukaryota; Fungi; Ascomycota; Sordariomycetes; Glomerellales; Glomerellaceae
Source: RefSeq, a predicted model, not a curated record